UCAAUGUACCACAGCUAUCAGUUGACAGUUGUAAUUGCGGUUUGCAAAUCCCAGCCGUUCAAGCCUUUUUCCAAUUUCAAAAAAAAAUAGCCGUUAAUACAUCCCAUAAUUCUUCCCUUCCAAAUCCACGUACAUUAAUAUCUUUCGGUUUCUCCUCGAAACCAACGGUCUCCUACUUCCUCCUCUUCCUAUUUAUACCUCUCUUCUCGCCUCUGUCCGCAAAGACCCUCGCCUCUCCUCUUCCCUAUCUCCUCUCUAUACCUAUAACUCCCAAGAUAAAAAAGACCCUGGGAGAGCACAAGUUAGCGAAGAUAACCUCAUCAAAAAUGCUAGCAGAAAAGAGAGAGAGAUCACAGGAGAACGAGAUCAAGAUUCCAGUCUUCUCUGUUCUAAAGAAGGGCAGCAUUCUAAAGCACAUCUUCCUCAAUAGCCCCGAGCCGGGAAUUGGCGAAGAAGGCAAUGUCCCGAACCAAGAAGAGGAGCCGAUACUCAUCGGCCGGCAUCCAGAUUGCCACAUCGUGCUCGACCACCCCAGCAUCAGCCGGUUCCACCUGGAGAUCCGCAUAGAGCCUGCGAAGCAGAAGAUCUCUGUGAUCGAUCGAUCUUCCGUUCAUGGGACCUGGGUAUCGGGUACAAAGAUCCAACCCCAUGUUCCUGUCGAUCUUGUCCAUGGGGACAUGCUGAGGCUCGGCGCGUCGACAAGGGUGUAUAGAUUCCAAUGGGUCCCUCUGAGUCGCGCUUCGGAGAUGGAGAAACCCAUGGAGCCUUUGCUCGAAGAGAAAGAAGAUACCUAUCAGGAGGAAAUUCCAAUGCCCUUGAAUGCUAAUUCAGAUGAUAUGUUGGCUUCAAAGAUCCAUUCGGUGAUGGAUUCCGCAAACCCCUCAUCUCUUGAUGAGUUCUCUUCUUCUUCUUUACCAUUGCAAAUGGAAAGCCAGAGCCCAGUGACAAAGGAAUUCGAUGAGGAGGAGAACUUGAGCUACUUUUUUGUUGCUCCAGUGGUGGAACAAAAUGGAGAAAAUGGAAAACUAGAUGAAUUCUCUGCUGUUGGGGUACCGUCUGAAAGAGAAAAACUAAGCCCACCGGGUUUGGAGAAGCGGGCAAUGUCAUCAAGCCUCUUGUCUAGAAGAAGCAAAUCCGUUAGCCUUCUUCGCAUUCCCAAUGGAAGGGCUAGAGAAAGAACAGGAAGCACGAGCUUUGCUGAGGAUAUGGAAGAAGAGAUCCAGAAAGAGGACAUCGAAAAACAGGGUGAGAGAGAAGGUUCACUUAGCAAGGUUCUUUUUGCUGCUAUCGAUGAGAAAGAAAUAGGAGAGACAUUUGAUUCAGAGAAGGAGAAUUCAUUGCUAAAAAUAUCAGCUGAUCAGAAGACGAAGAUGAGCAACAAGCUGCAGAAUUCACCUUCCAAUGUCAUUAUUCAUUUGAAUGCUGAAGAAGAAGUGUUCAAUUCGGAUAAAGAGAAUUGGACGCCCCAAUUUUCCAAAGAGUCAGAAUUAAAGAGAUUUGUCUCUUUGAGUUCUGUGGAGAACAAAGAACAAGAUGCAUAUGCUUCAGAUAAAGAGCAUUUAGUCUCUUUCGAUCAGAAGGAAGAGCACACAAGCUUUGAGAGGUCACCUUUAGUUGCCAUCUCGGCCUUGAAUCUGAAGGAAGACAUGCUUCAUUCUGAUAGAGAAAUGUGGACACCUGAAUCUUGUAAAGUGCAGAGAAGAAAGGAACAUAUAUUUGAGAAUCAUGUGGAUAAUGAGAAAGAAGAUACAUCAGCUUUAGACAAGGAUAAUGUGAGACCUCAGCUUUCAUUUGAUCAAGUGCUUAGGAAGAACCAGAGAGACCUGCUGGGAUCUUCUUCAAUUGACAUCUCAUCCUUGAAUGUGGAGGAAAACCAGUUUCAGUAUGACAGAGUGAAUUGGACCCCUGAAGUUUCAGGAGAUUUGAAACUAGAGCGACCAAUUUCAAAAAGUAAUGCAAGCAACCAAAGACAUGAAGAGACAUUUGCUUUAGAUAAAGAAAAUUUGACCACAGAAUUAUAUUCUAAUCAAAAGUUUAAGGGCAACCAAGAUGAGCAACAACCAUUUAUAGCGACUUCGAAUGCUGAAGCUGUGUUGCAUUCACAUAAAGAGAAUCAGACACCUGAGGUUCCCAGAGAACAAAAAAUUAAGAAGCCUAUCUUUGAGAAUUGUGGGACAAAUGCAGGAGGAGAGGACUUGGUUCUGUCAGACAAGGAGAAUCUGACCCCUGAUGUUUCAAGAGCUCAAAGAUCCAUAAAACCCGUAUCUGAAAGCCUCGCUAAGGUUGAAAGAGAAAUUAUGAGGAAAAGAGUGGAAAGGGUCCCAUUUCAGCUUCUCUUGGAUGAUAACUGUGUCAUGAAUGGCCAAAGGAUGGUAGAGAAAUGCAACAACACUUCCAUCAACUCAAUUUCAGGAAAUAAUUAUCCUGUCAACAAUACUGAGAGAGUGGAGGAUAAAAGCAAUGGUACUCUGAUCCAACCGAUGGGCCAAAUUCUUGGUAAAGUGGAAGAAAAGAAGAAAUGGAACAUUGUGGUUGAUACAAGUUGCUUCCUUAACGAAGAGUCAGAAAGAUCACUGCAGCUAUUAGAAGGCCUUAAAGGGACUCACCUCAUCAUACCCAUGAUGGUAAUAAGGGAACUGGACUGUAUGAAACGCCAUGAAAGCUGGUUUCGAAAGGAAGCAAAGGCUUCUUCAGCAUUAAAAUGGAUAGAGGAGUGCAUGGUUAAGUCAAGUUGGUGGAUUCAUGUCCAGAGCUCAUCAGAAAUGACCCCAGUGGCAUCAACACCUCCUGCUUCUCCUCAUUCAAUAUCAGCCAAAGGAAAUAAUGAAUUUGGGGCUGUUCCCUCAGGCUUGAUGGGAUUCUCCGCCUGCGGAAGUCUGAUGGAGAUCGUCUCUCCAACAGUAGAAGAUCACAUUCUUGACACUGCCCUCCUUUUCAAGAGAAUAAAAACUGAUGGACAACUUGUCCUUCUUUCAAACAACAUCACCUUAAAAAUUAAAGCCAUGGCAGAGGGACUGCUAUGCGAGACACCAAAGGAAUUCCGUGAUAGUCUUGUUAACCCAUAUUCAAAGAGGUUUUUGUGGAGGAAAAGCAGUCCAAGAGGAUCCACCUGGUCUAGCUCAGAUCAGAUUGCCUACACUGAGAAUUACUACCACCAAUUGCCAAACAUAAGAAAGGCAGCUGACAGAGAAGCAGGAUUGAAGCUUAUACUGCUCCACAAUUCUGAUUAUGCACCAACCAUUUUCUUUCAAGAACAUGCCUAAAUUUGAGUUCUUCUAGUUCCAGUUUGAGAACAUACUUUAUGUGUAUAUGCUGUUCAUAAUAGCUCCAGCUUUCAGAUGAGUUUUAUAUCACUUUUGAGAGGAAAUAAGUUCAUAUUAAUACUCUUCAAUUUCUAGCAUUGUAUAUUGAUCUGGUUAUGCCAUCAGUGAGCAUGAUCUGUGAUGUUAAAGAUAUUUCAGAGUAGACC
Messenger RNA from Elaeis guineensis (African oil palm), 3469 nucleotides. RefSeq lists its product as uncharacterized. Lineage: Eukaryota; Viridiplantae; Streptophyta; Magnoliopsida; Arecales; Arecaceae. Gene Ontology annotation, cellular component: nuclear membrane. Gene Ontology annotation, molecular function: protein binding. The record is from RefSeq and is a predicted model, not a curated record.